AUGCACGAUCAGCGAGAUCUGGAGAUGAUCGAGGAGACAGGGAUCAACGGCUUCCUCGCGCGGCACCUGUCUAGCCUGGCCUUGGGCCUCGCCGAGGGCACCCGCUGUGUUACCUGGCAGGCGGAGCACGCCUACGAGAUCCUGAAGGUAUUUGAGCUGGAUUCCGAGCUGCAUAGGAACGAUGGCCGCGUGAACUGCAAGGGAUUUGGGCGAAGCUCUGUGAAGAUGUUCAGAGAGGACCCGUACCCGCGGCCCUGCCCCAGCCUGCGCCAGUGUGAGGUGCUGGCGCGCUGGAAGGAGGCACUGGCACCAUUAGAGCCGAAGAGGAAGGCGGAGGCGUCUCAGGCCGCCGCUGUGGCGAGCCGCGGCUUCUGGGCCCGGCUGCCGCGAACGGCUCAGCAGCUGGCGCUCAGCUUCCUGAUGACUUGGCCGGGCUUCAGGAGGCUGUGCGCUGCCUCCCGCCAGAUGAAGGACUCCUGCCACCAGCCCAACAGCUGGCAAGGCGUCCUGGUCACGGCGGAGGGCCUGCAAGCUGGACCUCGAUCAAAGGAAAGUCACCUAUGUUGCAGGAUGGUAUGCAUGUGCCGCUUGGCGGUCCUGGCUUUCAACCAAAACCAGCCCAUGCUGCUGGGUGAUAGCUGCGAGCCUCUGCAGAGGCUGGCGCAGCUCUUCGACCUGCAGGGCGUCGCGUGGCAGAUCCACUUGUCUGAGGAUGAGCAGGAGAAGUUCAUGAUCGUGCCGCGAGACGCCCCGAAGAAGAAGAAGAGGAAGACGCGGCCGAGAGGACAUAUCAUGAAGCCGGAGGUUGUGGUGCAACUCCCUGGCAACGACGAGUUCAAGCCGCACGAGCUCGCCCUCCGCAACGGCACGCAUCAGAUGACCCUGGUUGCAAGCAAUCAUCUGGUGCAGAUGAGGCCGCAUCAUGGCACUGUGGGUGGCUGCUGGUAUGAGGUCUUUUCGGCGGAGGUGGUUUGGGACUUUGAGCCUGACAUCGCGGGCUGCGAGGCGCUCUUCGGGCUGGGCUUCGGCACGCUGAGGGGCAACAAGGGCCAGCACCUCACCAUGGCGGCGGCGCGCUCCAGGGAGCAUAUCUUCAAAGUCUUCGGCGUGGGCUUGGCACGGGAGAUGAAUUCCCACGCGCCCCCAAAGCCAGGCGUCUAUCUCGGCCAGUACACCCCUGGUGAUCCGGUAGACGAAGAGGAGGUGCACGAGCUGCAGGAUCCCAUGGGGCUUCUGCAGCCGAAGGACUGGCAGACUUCGCCCUACCGCCUCGACUUCUCGCCUGAGCGCCUGCGGCGCGAGGAUGUGCUGGGCCUGGCACUCGUGGAUGUGAUGACCAGAGGCGAAUCCCAAGCUGCAUACUCUGGCUUGGUCUUCCUGCACAACAGGAAAGCCGUGGGCGGCUGCUGGUUCCCGCCUAUGAAGCGGAGGGCACAGGACGGGCGCGCGCGGGUGUUUGGGGGCCCGGAGCCGCAAAAGGCGAUGCGGCUCUACGCCGAGCCGCCCAAAGCAGGGGGACACCUGGUGUUCCCGGCCACUCGUGGGGCUGAGCUGGAGGAGCUGCUGCCGGUGCUGAGCAACGCGCCGUGGGUGCUGCCGCGGGGAACCCCAGCGAAAGAGGGGGCGGGAGGGGAGGUGCAGCGAGACCUGAAGCCAUCGGGGCGUGGCCAGCUCCACACAAAGUCCCCGAGUGAUCUGCGAACUGCGGCUGGAGGGCACCCGGUGCACCGUGGUCCAAACGCCCCAGUGGGCACCAUCGAUCCGCGGGCCCAUGAGGUGCACUUCGGCGACGGCCUGCUGCGCCAGGUGCCUCAGGCCACCCAGGCCGCCGCGGCGCGACGCCUGGCGGCCGCGACCGCCAGGAGCCAGGCAAACACCUUCGUGCGGCCCGCCCCUGCGAAGUGUGCGUCGCGACUCCCCCCCCGGCCGAUCCCUGUGACACCGUACUAUCGCUCCUGCUUCCAGUCGCCACAGGCGACGGCCAGCCAGGAGGACCUGGAGGUGCCACGCCAGGUGCAAAGCCCUUACCAGCCUCAGGACUCGCCCGUCCCGCCGGCCUGGAGCAGGGUGCUGGAGCCGCGAGCAGGUCCCAGCCGCUCGCCCCCGCGCUCGCCAGAGGCGGCGCAGACGGCGAGUGCCAACGCGAACAACUUCGUGCCGCGCUCGUGCCAGGCCCCCGCCGCGGCGCCGGCGCCGCGGGACCGGCCGGAGCGUGCGAGCUCCGACGAGCGCCAGGAAGACAGGUGCUACGGCUCGCCGGCUCGGACGUUUGCACGUGAUGAGUACAGGACCCCCACGCGCGCACCGAGCCGCGGGGAUCGGGGCUCGGAAGCCCGCUCCAAUGCGCAGGUGCGGACGCGCUCCAUCGACAUGGCCCGAAACGCGGCUUUCUCCGGCUGCCACUCGGACCGCCUCGCGCUGAAGCAGCGAGGAGCAGCAGUGCAGAGGCCGGUGGAGACGGAUGACUGCGCCGAGUACUCGGAUCGCUUCCUGCCAGGCUACGAGAAGUCCCACCUCUUGGGCCGGGGCGCCUGCGCUGUGGUGUGGUUAGCAACCCCCAUGGGGUCGAGGACGCCCGUGGCGAUCAAGCAGGUUGCCAAGGGUACGACCGGCAAAAAGAAGUCUGAUACGGAGGCGGCUCGGAAGGAGAUCCUCUUCGGCUCAUACUUCUUCAACACCGGCGGCGAGCCGAAGAUGUCGGUCAAGAAGUCGCCAGGCAUCGCGCACAUCGCGAAGCUUUUGGACUUUGUGGAAACCAAGCGCGACAUCUGGCUGGUCAUGGAGUUUGGAGGCACCUCGCUGACAAAGAUGGCCUACGAGAUCAAGGGCGAGUUCGUGCGCGGGGAGCGGCUCUACAAGGUGAUGCAUCUGCCGCUUCUGGAGUCCAUGAAGCGGGACGCCCGGGUGCUCAAGGCGGUGCUGCGUCAGCUGCUCUCGGCCUUGGCGCUCUUUGCGGAGCACCGGGUGGUGCACUCGGACAUCAAGCCGGACAACAUCCUGGUGGAUCAGGAUGAGCGCGGCCAGGUGCGAGUGCGCUUCAUCGACCUGGGCAGCGCCUUCUCCUUCGACUCCCCGGAGAGCCUCAGCGUGGCGACGCCCGAGUACAUGCCUCACGAGGGCCUCGAAGUUUGUGCUGGCCGAAAUGCAGGCGCAAGCAAUACCCUGGCGCGCGGCCGCACAAGUAUGGCUGCACGCUUGACAGGCAACGUGCCGGUGCAAAGCCGGGUGCCGAAAGCGGAGUCCAUGGAGUCUCUGAAAUCCCAGCCCUGGUCCUUCGACGUGUGGUCCCUGGGAUCCAUCCUGCUGGAGAUGAGCCUAGGAACUCCUCUCUGGCUCUCGUACAAGUGCCGCGUGGCCUCGGAUCAGCGGAACAUCGCGGGCCUGGGCCUCUUUGCGGUACCUGGCCGAGAUCCAGAGAAGAUCCUGCUGCGCCAGGCGGAGGCCGUGUGCCACCGGGGCCUCGCGGCGGUGCUGCGCAACGCGCCGGGGGUGCCGCUGGAAGCGGAAGGCGGCCUGGAGCUACUGGAGCAGAUGAUGUCUUGGGAUCCCAUGGCCCGCAUCAGCCCCAAGGAUGCCUUGGCGCAUCCCUGGCUGGAGGACUAG
Effrenium voratum is the source of this 3603-nucleotide messenger RNA. Lineage: Eukaryota; Dinophyceae; Suessiales; Symbiodiniaceae. The record is from the annotation of a GenBank genome assembly.